GGGAAACACAUUGCGAUGCCGCCUGCUUCCUUGUUUUUUUUAUGUUGUUGAAGUUAUAACUUUCACAGGCAUUCGCCUGGGUUGUACCUGCUGACUGGAGCUGCUGCUGCUGGGGGUUGUGGUAACUUCUAUUGGAGUCACUCUGCUGCAAAGAGGAAAAUCAUUGAGAAAACAUGACGGAUUCUAAAUACUUCACCACCACCAAGAAAGGUGAGAUCUUUGAGCUAAAAGCAGAACUGAACAGUGACAAAAAAGAAAAGAAGAAAGAAGCUGUUAAGAAGGUUAUAGCCUCCAUGACAGUAGGGAAAGAUGUCAGUGCCCUGUUCCCGGAUGUAGUGAACUGUAUGCAGACCGAUAACCUGGAGCUGAAGAAGUUGGUAUACCUUUAUUUGAUGAACUAUGCCAAGAGUCAGCCAGACAUGGCCAUCAUGGCAGUGAACACUUUUGUUAAGGACUGUGAAGAUGCAAAUCCUCUUAUCCGUGCCCUGGCAGUGCGUACUAUGGGCUGUAUUCGGGUGGACAAGAUCACAGAGUACCUGUGUGAGCCACUUCGCAAGUGCCUAAAAGAUGAGGAUCCGUAUGUACGCAAGACUGCUGCUGUGUGUGUAGCAAAACUACAUGACAUCAAUGCUCAGCUAGUGGAAGACCAGGGAUUCCUUGACACCUUAAAGGAUUUGAUAUCUGACUCAAACCCUAUGGUUGUGGCUAAUGCUGUGGCAGCUUUGUCAGAGAUAGCGGAAUCACAUCCAAGUAGCAAUCUGCUAGACCUAAACCCACAGUCCAUAAACAAGCUUUUGACGGCCCUAAAUGAGUGCACAGAAUGGGGCCAAAUAUUCAUCCUGGACUGUCUGGCCAACUAUAUCCCUAAAGAUGACCGUGAAGCACAGAGUGUAUGCGAACGUGUUACUCCACGGCUUUCCCAUGCAAACGCAGCUGUGGUUCUUUCUGCAGUGAAAGUCCUGAUGAAGUUAAUGGAACUACUGUCAAAAGACUUGGACUAUUAUGGUACACUUCUGAAGAAGCUGGCUCCACCCCUGGUAACUCUACUAUCUGCAGAGCCUGAGCUCCAGUAUGUGGCAUUACGCAACAUAAACUUAAUUGUCCAGAAACGAGCAGAGAUCCUUAAACAUGAAAUGAAAGUUUUCUUUGUAAAAUACAACGACCCAAUAUAUGUGAAAUUAGAAAAAUUAGACAUCAUGAUUCGACUGGCAUCACCAGCAAACAUUGCACAGGUGCUAGCUGAGUUGAAGGAAUAUGCUACAGAAGUGGAUGUGGACUUUGUGCGCAAAGCUGUAAGAGCAAUUGGACGUUGUGCCAUCAAGGUGGAGCAAUCUGCAGAGCGCUGUGUCAGCACCUUGCUUGAUCUCAUUCAGACCAAAGUCAAUUAUGUAGUUCAAGAAGCCAUCGUGGUGAUAAAAGACAUUUUCAGGAAAUACCCAAACAAGUAUGAAAGUGUCAUAUCAACUUUGUGUGAGAACCUGGACUCUCUGGAUGAGCCGGAGGCUCGUGCCGCUAUGAUCUGGAUUGUGGGGGAAUAUGCAGAGCGCAUAGACAAUGCAGACGAGCUAUUAGAGAGCUUCCUGGAGGGAUUCCAUGAUGAGAGCACUCAGGUCCAGUUACAACUUCUUACAGCAAUUGUGAAGCUUUUCUUGAAGAAACCAACCGAGACCCAAGAACUAGUGCAGCAAGUUUUGAGCUUAGCAACACAGGAUUCAGAUAAUCCAGAUCUUCGGGAUCGUGGCUACAUCUACUGGAGGCUGCUGUCCACUGACCCAGUUGCUGCUAAAGAAGUUGUCUUAGCAGAGAAACCAUUAAUUUCUGAAGAGACUGACCUAAUUGAGCCCACUUUGCUAGAUGAGCUUAUCUGUUACAUUGGGACUUUGGCUUCUGUCUACCAUAAACCUCCUAAUGCCUUUGUGGAGGGAAGCAGAGGUGUUGUGCCUAAGAGACUGCCACCACGCACUGGCUCGAAUGAGAGUGCAGAAAGUCCAGAGGCAGCACCUGUUGGUGUUCCCACAGAAGCCCAUUCCUCUGUCAUUCCAUCGCAAGGAGACCUUCUGGGGGAUCUCCUAAACUUGGAUCUAGCUCCACCCAUUACUGGACCUCCCCUUCCUACAAGUUCUGUUCCCUUAGGAGGUGUGGACUUACUUGGUGGAGGACUAGAUAGCUUGUUGGGAGGAGACACAAGUGCUGGUUUAGGGCUUCCUACAGGAUUCAUGGCUCCCCCAGUGGCUCCCAAUCCUCUUGGACCAUCUCUUGGGGGUGGCCUGGGAGAUCUUUUUGAUCUUGGUGGUGGAACGGGAGCAGUCUCUGGACCUUAUGUUGCUCCAAAAGCAGUAUGGUUACAUGCUAUGAAAGGGAAAGGCCUGGAAAUCAGUGGUACUUUUGCUCGAAGAUCUGGAGCAGUGUUCAUGGACCUUGUGUUUACCAAUCGAGCACUCCAGGUCAUGAGUGACUUUGCUAUUCAGUUCAAUCGCAACAGCUUUGGGCUGACACCUGCUGCUGCUCUUCAGAUCCUCACACCCUUAGCACCAAACCAGUCUACCGAAGUCUCUCUUCCGCUAAACACAAUUGGCUCUGUCAUGAAAAUGGAUCCUCUUAACAAUCUUCAGGUUGCUGUGAAGAACAAUAUAGAUGUAUUUUACUUCAGUGUCUUGUACCCUCUACACAUACUAUUUGUAGAAGAUGGAAAGAUGGAGCGACAGAUGUUUUUGGCCACAUGGAAGGAUAUAGCAAAUGAGAAUGAGGCACAGUUUCAAAUAAGGGACUGCCCCUCAAGUUCAGAUGCAGUCAUCAACAAGCUGCAAGCUAGCAAUAUCUUCACAGUGGCCCGAAGAACAGUGGAAGGUCAAGAUAUGCUGUACCAAUCAUUGAAGAUCGCCAAUGGCAUCUGGGUUUUAGCAGAAGUGAGAAUGCAACCUGGUAGCCCCAACUGCGCACUGUCUCUAAAAUGCGGUGCACCUGAAGUAUCCCAGUUCAUCUUCCAAGCUUACGAGACUAUUGUGAAGAACUAAGUAUUAUCCUGAUCCCUCGUCCUAUCAAGAUGAUGGAUGUAGUUCUUUCUGCAUAGAGGUUGAAUGUACCAAGAAGGGACCUCUAGGAGAAGAACAAACCUACUUUUCAAUCAGAAAACCAAACAUGGACCAAAUAAUGAAGUGUUGAUUUUAUGCUCUUUGCACCAUCAUCGACCUAAUGUUUUAAGCCUUUAUUUUUCUGGGAUGGGUAGAAAUUGGAUUAAGUUGUCAUGUUUUUUUUUUAAGUAGGUUUGGUGGAGCUAUCUUCUUGUUUGAUAAAUGCUCUGUUAUCUUUUAAGAGAUAGCUUGUACUGUUUCUUAUUAACUUAAAAUGGGAGUACAUUGGAUAAAAUCUAUGUAUAUAAGAAAAAAACUUUUAACUGUGUGAGUUUAUUAUUGAUUUUGUAUGUGAAAACAAAAUAAGUUCUGUAUUAAAUUGCAUCCAUGCAUAAAGGCAAUUGCCACACUCCAAUGGGGGCAUAAAUGGCAUCCAUGUUAGCACCCAAUUUCCUUUCCAGUAGCGACAGAGCCAUACUGGCCCUUUAAGAAUUCAAAUAUUUGCCACCUUAAACCUGACGAAUUGCUGUUUUAGCCUAUCGGGGACGUCCUGGGAUCAAUUUGGAAUUGUUUGCAGCCUUCCUGAAAAAUUUUGGAGGAAAAACCUCGAAUCGAAUUAGAUUGGAAUUAGAUUGGAAUUUUAUUCGAGUUUGUGGGUCAAUCCCAUUCACCCAAGUGAAUGCGAUUUUUUUUUUUUUUUUUUGGAUAAAUUUGAAUUGCCCAUUUUAAUUUUAAUUUCGAAUUCAUGGGAGUUUAUGGAAGUUUUUACAAACUCCCAUGAACUCUAAAUUCGACCCUUGAUAAAUCUGCCCCUAUGUGUUUCAUGGCAUCCCACCACUUUAUCAGGCACAAGCUUCAAUACACUUGGGGGCCUGUCUUUAUCCGUGCAGCAGUUGGUGUUAACUAUGAAGUCUGGUUUUGUGCACUCGGAUUUAGUGAUAAAAAGAAAUUAGCAUGUACAGUAAACAGUAUAUUUCUAUUUUUCCCAAUAAAGGAGAAUAAAUAUCUCGCCUUAGAAAGCUUAUAAAGUCAGAUCCAUAUACAGCUAUGUUCAGAAUAAUCAGUAGAGUGUUUAAAAAAGUGAUUAAAGCUCAUAUGAAUGA
Xenopus laevis (African clawed frog) is the source of this 4174-nucleotide messenger RNA. RefSeq names its product adaptor related protein complex 1 subunit beta 1 S homeolog (gene ap1b1.S). The transcript has 22 exons. Gene Ontology annotation, biological process: vesicle-mediated transport; protein transport; intracellular protein transport. Bases 174 to 3014 code for a protein of 946 amino acids. The record is from RefSeq and is a predicted model, not a curated record. NCBI's taxonomy places the organism in Eukaryota, Metazoa, Chordata, Amphibia, Anura, Pipidae. Gene Ontology annotation, cellular component: clathrin adaptor complex; membrane coat; endomembrane system. Gene Ontology annotation, molecular function: clathrin binding.